Messenger RNA from Xyrauchen texanus (razorback sucker), 1931 nucleotides. It is a transcript of the gene orc2, whose product is annotated as origin recognition complex, subunit 2. NCBI's taxonomy places the organism in Eukaryota, Metazoa, Chordata, Actinopteri, Cypriniformes, Catostomidae. The record is from RefSeq and is a predicted model, not a curated record. The coding region runs from base 150 to 1853 and encodes 567 amino acids. Gene Ontology annotation, molecular function: DNA replication origin binding. Gene Ontology annotation, cellular component: nuclear origin of replication recognition complex; nucleus. The transcript has 16 exons. Gene Ontology annotation, biological process: DNA replication.
UCCUGUGGCGCCGAAUCGACAAAUUACACUUGAACUUUUCAACAUGUGAAAUUCAGUAAACCAAAGUUUAGCCAUAAGAAGGAUAUUAAACUUCUCUUUGAGAUAUAUAUUAGUGUUUAUAUUUCAGACUUUAGUGUGUGAGCUUCAGUAUGGCGCAAAAACAAACUUUAGAGGUCCGAUUCGUGGCGGACGAAGAUGUUUUGGAUCAUAUUGUUGAGAAACAACAAGACACAAAACCAUCAACCCAUGGAUCCACACAGAUGCUGGUGACCCUGAAAACCCCCCAUAAAUCAAAGACAUCCACUGAGGAAGAAGAGGAGGAGGAGGAAGAGCUGUUUAAUGAGCAGAUCUAUGUGGAAGCUCUGGGCACAGGAACACAAGAUGAUGCUGAGAACGGAGCAGUCGCCGCUGGAUCUUCUGUUUUCUCUUUCCAGUCCAUCAAACGGGCCAAUAAGAUGGCUCAGAUGGCGUCCGAGUUGGCUCGCACGCCCGGUAAAAGUGUGACUUUCAGCACGUCGGACACAAACGAGGAGUCCGCAAGCCCGACCCGCACGGAGAAAAAAUCAGCCAAUCAGAAUAAAACCCCUAAGAAGGGCAAGAAGGUGCAGUUUAUCUCGACAACACCUCACAGACUGCGCAAACGACUGUCAGCUCCGAGUCUGCGGUCAGACAGCGAGAGUGAUUUCUCCGCCUCAAACUCUGAGGAUGAUGAUGAGGAUGAUGGUGAAGAACUCGAUGGAAAGAAAGACACACAGUCAAAAACUCCCAGUAAAAAAACUGCGGCUGCGCUCUAUAAAACACCCAGUAAGAAAGGCAAGAAAGUGCCAGAGUCUGAUCUGGUGGAGGAAUAUUUUGACGCUCACAGCAGCUCUAAAGUUCUCACGUCUGAUCGGACCCUCCAGAAACUACAGACGCCCAAACUGGACCGGGAAACGCUUCUCAGCCUUUUGAGUAAAAAUCCCUCGAGUUUUGCUGAAGAAAUUCAUCAGCUUAAUGCAAAACAUGAGAAGAACUUCAAGAAGUGGAUGCUGCAGCUACACAUGGGCUUCAACAUCCUGAUUUACGGUUUGGGGUCCAAAAAACGUCUUCUGGAGAAGUUCCGCACAUCGAUGCUCUCCGACUACGAUCACCUGGUGGUCAACGGCUUUUUUCCGAGUAUCACCCUGAAAUCGAUUUUAAACUCCAUCACUGGAGACGUCUUAGAACAUGAGGGAACGUUCCGGAAUCCCACAGACCAGAUCAACUUCAUUGUGAAAACUCUAAAAGAAGAUCCGAGUAAUCACGUGUUUCUGAUCAUCAAUAACAUCGACGGGCCGAUGCUGCGUGGAGACAAGAACCAGCAGGCACUGGGGCAGCUUGCGUCUAUUCCCAACAUGCACCUGCUGGCCUCCAUCGACCACAUAAACGCCACACUGAUUUGGGAUCAAGCCAAGACUAGCAUGUUCAACUGGCUCUGGUAUGAAACCACCACGUACCUGCCGUACACUGAAGAGACGUCAUACGAGAAUUCACUUCUCGUGCAGCAGACGGGAGCGCUGGCGCUAAGCUCGCUCACUCACGUCAUGCGCAGUCUGACGCCCAACGCCAGAGGGAUCUUCACAUUACUGGCAGAGUUCCAGCUGAAGAAUAAAGACAACCCUGCGUACACGGGUUUGUCAUUCCAGGAUUUCUACCAGCGUUGUCGUGAAGCGUUCCUGGUCAACAGUGACAUCACACUGCGAACACAGCUGACCGAGUUCAGAGAUCAUAAAUUGAUUCGCACCAAGAAGGGUGCUGAUGGGGUGGAAUAUCUGCUCAUUCCUGUCGAUAACGGAACUCUGACCGACUUCCUGGAGAGAAGCAACGUGGAGUGAUGCUUAAAACCCCAAAACUCUGCGGCCACGUCCGAUCGUAUGGUUCCUUUUUCUGAAUAAAGCUGAUAUUUCUGUUAA